GUUUUUCGAUGGGUAUUAAUUUAUGGGGUGGAUCGGAUCAUACAGAGCGCCAUGUCUUUGGUCGGCAACUACAGCGACUCGGACUCAAGCGGCUCCGACGAUGAUGUGGAGGUGAAAGCUCAGCCUUGUGCAAAGAAGCCCAUUGCCUUGCCUUCUGUGGACGAUCUAUUUGCGGACACCACCGUCGGCAAGAAGACGUCCCUCGCCGCCUUUGCUGGCGCCCCUAUCCGACCCGUCACAACCACAACGACGCCCACGGCCAAGCGAUCGUUGGACGCCGGGAGCGAUGCGUCGAUUGAUGGCACAAAGAUUGCAAAACGAAAAGUCCGUUCACUUGUACCACCUCAACUGCGACGACCGAAUGUGUCCACCGAAGAUCUCAGUGCGUGGAACACGGAGAAGACCAUGAAGCAGCAACAGCAGCAGACUGGGAAAGCAAGCAGCAGAGUGUCGUCAACGUGACCAAUGACACCAACCUUCCGAGCUCCAUGCAUAACACACGCUGACAUGCUUACUUCGCACGCCACACCACAUUAAAUAUAGCUGCAUUGGCUUAUCACUUUCCACAUUGCUUUUGUCUCCUCGUCCCAUGAUAACGGAAAAGUCUAUUCGGUGGCAGACCCAACAGUACCUGGAUCGGUGGCUGUUGGUUGCUGUUUCAGCGCACCUUUGACGGGGGUGGUUGGAGUGGGUCCCAGCUGGGACGACUUGACUGCAUUCAGCAGCGUCCGAAUGCCUUCCAGCUUCGCUUGAAGCACUUGGACGCGGUUCGGAAACUCGCGCAACCGCAGGGCGUAGUCCACUAGUGGGGACUGCGAUUCAUCUAGCGUUGCGUCGUCACCGGUUCCCGUGAGCGUCUCCGUCAGGGCCUUGAUCUUGCUGUGCAGUUGUUCUUGCGUCUCGAGCAGCAUCGACACGUACUGGUCGCACUUUUCGACUUUCGGCCACAUCGACAUGUACAGUCCCACGGCGAACUCCUGUCCCGCCAUCUCUGGUGCGAUCUUCUCGACACCAACAGCGGCGACGACAUCAUCACUCCUCGCCUCCUCAGAAGGCUUUACGUCGUCGGAGCUGGACAGUCCUUGCACAGUCGCCAUGGAUGUUCGGUCGCUCCGAAAUCUCGAGGUCCAAAUCGCACCUGCCGAA
Molecule: messenger RNA, 1146 nt
Organism: Aphanomyces astaci
Lineage: Eukaryota; Oomycota; Saprolegniomycetes; Saprolegniales; Verrucalvaceae
Exons: 2
Coding region: 52-462 (136 amino acids)
Source: RefSeq, a predicted model, not a curated record